Polyodon spathula (Mississippi paddlefish) is the source of this 3118-nucleotide messenger RNA. RefSeq names its product protein-O-mannosyltransferase 1 (gene pomt1). Bases 129 to 2309 code for a protein of 726 amino acids. Gene Ontology annotation, molecular function: dolichyl-phosphate-mannose-protein mannosyltransferase activity. The record is from RefSeq and is a predicted model, not a curated record. Gene Ontology annotation, cellular component: endoplasmic reticulum; membrane. NCBI's taxonomy places the organism in Eukaryota, Metazoa, Chordata, Actinopteri, Acipenseriformes, Polyodontidae. Gene Ontology annotation, biological process: protein O-linked glycosylation via mannose. The transcript has 20 exons.
CCUCACCAAUCGAGCGGGCACUGGACUGAAACCGCAGACAGCAGAAGGAACUACAGAAAUCUCCAGCGGAGAGCUGCUAAUGCAACUUAUUAUUUUCGCAUUAAAUAGACUCCAUAACAGACGAAGAAAUGUUGGGAGUUCCUAAACUUCCCCUCACGGUUAAACCUGAGGUGGACCUUGUUCUGGUGGCCGUCACGGCAGCGGGACUGGCAACCCGGUUAUGGGGGAUAACCUACCCUACAGCUGUCGUGUUUGAUGAAGUCUAUUAUGGACAGUUUACAUCUCUUUACAUGAAAAAUAUAUUCUUCAUUGAUGACAGCGGUCCUCCAUUGGGGCAUAUGAUUCUGGCGUUGGGGGCAUUUCUUGGAGGGUUCGAUGGAAACUUUGUUUGGAACAGGAUUGGAGCAGAGUACCCUUGCAGUGUUCCUGUGUGGAGCCUGCGCUUGCUGCCCGCCCUGGCUGGCUCUCUCUCUGUCCCGCUGGCCUAUCAGAUAGUGGUGGAGCUUGGGUACUCCCACCUCACUGCCCUGGGAGCUGCCCUCCUCGUCCUGUGUGAGAACUCCCUCGUUGUUCAGUCCCGGUUCAUGCUUCUGGAAUCUCUGCUCAUAUUUUUUCUCCUGCUGGCAGUUCUUUCUUACCUGAAGUUUCACAACAGCCACAAACGGAGUGCACAUUUCUCCCCCAGCUGGUGGUUUUGGUUGCUUCUGACAGGGGCGGCCUGUGCCUGUGCUGUCGGUGUGAAGUACAUGGGCCUGUUUACCUAUUUCCUCCUGCUGUGCGUUGCUGGGGCACAUGCGUGGCAAGUGAUUGGCGACCCAAAGCUAUCCAAUACGGCAGUGUUGUACCAUGUAGUAGCCAGGGGGGCUGCGCUGGUAGCCCUCCCUGUGGUUCUCUACUUGGGCUUCUUCUGCCUGCAUCUGAACCUGCUGUACCGCACGGGACCCCACGACCAGAUCAUGACCAGUGCCUUCCAGGCCAGCUUGGAGGGCGGGCUGGCUCGAAUCACUCAGGGUCAGCCUCUGGAAGUGUCCUACGGAUCCCAGAUCACCCUGCGCAAUGUGCUGAGCCAACCAACCCCCUGCUGGCUUCACUCGCACAAGGGCAACUACCCCAUCAGGUAUGGGGAUGGCCGAGGCAGCUCCCAUCAGCAGCAGGUCACCUGCUACCCCUUUAAAGACGUCAACAACUGGUGGAUUGUAAAAGACCCGGGCCGGCGGGAGCUGGUGGUGAGUAACCCUCCACGACCGGUCCGACACGGAGACACCGUGCAGUUGGUACACGGCAUGACCGCACGCUUCCUCAACACGCAUGACGUGGCUGCCCCAAUGAGCCCCCACACACAGGAAGUGUCCUGCUACAUUGAUUACAACAUCUCCAUGCCAGCACAGGACCUCUGGAGGGUGGAAGUUGUGAACCGCGAGAGCGAGCGGGAGGUUUGGAAGACAAUUCUGUCCGAAGUCCGAUUGGUGCACGUCAACACCACUGCAGUGCUAAAGCUCAGUGGAGCCUCCUUGCCGGACUGGGGAUUUCGGCAGCUGGAGAUCGUGGCGGACAAGAUGGCAAGGGGAUACCACCAGAGCAUGGCAUGGAACGUGGAGGAGCACAGAUACGGGAAAAGUCACGAACAGAAAGAGAGAGAGCUGGAGCUGCACUCCCCGUCGCAGAUCCACGUCAGCAGAAACCUCAGCUUCAUGGCCAAGUUUGCGGAGUUGCAGUGGAAGAUGCUGACGCUGAAGAAUGAAGAAUCAGAACACAAGUAUAGCUCCUCCCCCUUGGACUGGAUCACCAUGGAUACCAACAUUGCUUAUUGGCUCCAUCCAACUAGCAACGCUCAGAUACAUCUCAUUGGGAACAUCGUUAACUGGUCCUCUGCUAAUAUCAGCCUCUGUGCUUAUGCUGCCCUCUUCCUCUGGUACCUGCUAAGGCGACGUCGGAGAAUGGAAGACAUCCCUGAAGACUCCUGGUCUCAGUGGGUGCUGGUGGGUGCUCUCUGCGCCGGGGGCUGGGCUGUCAACUACCUGCCCUUCUUCAUGAUGGAGAAAACCCUGUUCCUGUACCACUACCUGCCUGCGCUGACCUUCGAAAUCCUCCUCCCUCCCAUAGUGCUGCAGCACGUGCAUGACCACAUCCUCAGGUUUCCGGCGCACAGACAUGCCCUCGGCGCCCUUGUCCUGGCUUGGCUCUCUUCGGUUUACCUGGUGUACCGCAGCUUCAGCCCCCUCACCUACGGGCAGCCCACCCUGUCUGCAGCCGAGCUGGGGGCCCUGCGCUGGAAGGACACCUGGGACAUUCUCGUACGCAAGCGUUAGCCAGCUCCUCGCCGGACACGCGCUGUCACGUUUCACACUGCGUGCAGGCUACGGGAGGAACGUGGAAAGCAGGACGGAAUGGAGUAGAGAGCUAGAAUCUACAGCCAGCUGGCACUGAUGUGUAAAGGCUAUUCUGUCCAUCGGGAAUGACACUCUUUCGGUUAGUUUGUUAUCAUGCAAAUGUAUCUCAAUCUUGUAUUGUUAAGGAAUAUAUAAACGAGAUGGCAAUCCAGCUUUCUGGGUGCAUACAACUUUGCUCCAAGGCGUACAGGAUCUGGAUACCGGUGAGUUUUAUACAGAUUCCAAAUGAACAUGAAAAUGACCCCUACUUUAUGUUAAGGAAGCUAGUCGUCCCCCCCCCUUUUGGUAUUGUAUAACACUAGAGGCAGGCCCCUCACUACUGUGUGGGUACAGGAUUUUCUGUGGGAGGAUGGGUAUUAAAAGUACACUCCAAAGCCGUUGACGUGUGGAGAAGCAGAAAUAAAUCUUAGUUAUUAAAAUGUGAAAUGGUGAAAGUAGAGAAGACAUGAUGUUUUUAUUGUGUAAACCUGAAACACUUUAAAAAAUGGGAGGUGUCCUACCAAUGAUAUUUUUUUGGAUUGCUAUUAAUUGCAUUUGAUUCUGCUGCUAAUGAGCAGUUAACAGAAAUACAGUGCUCUUUCUUUACUCUGAUUUAAGAAUAUCUUUAUACAGUGAUGCACAGUACAUGUUAGAUCGACUGUUGGCAUGGCGCCCUACUGAAUUGUGAAAUAACAAGGCAGUACCGCGGUGCAUUAUGCCAGCAGUUCUGUUACUCUACCUUCACACUG